Puccinia triticina is the source of this 2226-nucleotide messenger RNA. RefSeq lists its product as uncharacterized. Lineage: Eukaryota; Fungi; Basidiomycota; Pucciniomycetes; Pucciniales; Pucciniaceae. Bases 1 to 2226 code for a protein of 741 amino acids. The record is from RefSeq and is a predicted model, not a curated record. Gene Ontology annotation, molecular function: RNA polymerase II complex binding; mRNA binding. Gene Ontology annotation, biological process: termination of RNA polymerase II transcription. Gene Ontology annotation, cellular component: cytoplasm; mRNA cleavage factor complex. The transcript is spliced from 5 exons.
AUGCCUCUAUACACGCCAGACGAAGCUACUCCUGUUCCAACCGUCCAAGUCCCCAACGAACGCUCGACAGCCAACGUGCCUCGACCUCCAACGAUGCAAGGCUUGCCUGCCCCACCACCCUCGAUUGGCUAUGAUGUCAACGAGUUUCGAAGGUUUUUUAAAUUCGGUCUCGACCAACUCCAGAAUAACAAUAAAUAUAUCAUCAACGAUCUCACCACCCUAGCUAGUGUCUACCACCAUCGUAUGUCAACCUACAUAGUCAAGGAUAUCGAACAGCACAUUCGAAAUAGCCAUCCUGCUCAUAGAUUGAUUGGAUUUUACGUGUUGGAUUCAAUCUGCAAAAAUUUAGGCCAUCCGUUUCCGGAGCUAUUCAAACCAUUCAUUGAACGAUUGUUCUUGAUUGCUUAUCGAGAUAUUGAAGACGUCGAUCCAAUCACCAAGGUCAAAUUCGAAGAGCUAUUAGGAACGUGGAGAACGGGAUCGGCCAACCAAACCGAACUCUUUGAUCCGGAUAUCCAGAGAAGAAUCGAAGAAAGCGUAUUCGGUAACUGGCGGCGAGACGAUUCAAUCGCCAGCCAAGCAUUCCUCAAUGGGAUCAAACAGCAACCAGCAAUUGCCACACCAGCCGAAAAGGCUAGCAUAUUGUUUGAUGUACGCAGAAUCUUGUCGGAACGCGAACAGGUCGCUGCAGCUUAUCCAGGCGACCAAACUAACCUGGCUCAAAUUGCCACUCUCCAACAACUUGAACAACUAAUCGCGACUCAGCAACUCACCAUCAGCCAAGUUGAUGACAUUCGAAAACAGCUACAGCCCCUCAAAGCCACCAUCCUACCGUCUGCCCCAGUUGAGUGUGGCAUUCCACCAUCACAUCUACCGGCAGUUCUACCUCAGAUGGCACCUUUACCUACCUCUCUCCCUCACCCGAUUCAAUCUUACGGAGACUCUGAAUCGCUUGCUAGUCUUGCCAGACUUCUAGAAACCAAUCCAAAUGUCCUCCUCCAGGCAGUCAAUCAGUCGUCACAUCAUGUUCCCCAACAUCCUUCAAUCCCGCAGCAUCAAAGCCCCUUCAACUUUGAUUCAACUGGCCAACUGGGGUUUGAUAAUGUAGCCCAGCAUCCACCGCCCAUAAUUACUUCAUCAGCCCCUCAGCUUGAACAAGAACCGCCAAUUCCGAAUAUGUUUGACAGCCAACAACUGGCUGCCGCUCUUGCUUAUCUCAAUCCGACAGCUCACAACAGUUCGUUACCCGAAUUCGGUACUGAAGAGCGGCCAAUCGAGAUUCCCCAUCAACCCAGCCCCGCGCCAUCCACGCUCAGCACCAGUGAAAGUCUCCCGGCCUCUCAAACAGAUCCAGCUAUAGUGGAAUACGAAAACAUGAUCGCCGGAUUACCAAUAGAGCUUCAAAAUUCGUCCAUUAAUCGCGUCAAACCAGCAGAGAUUGCUGACGUUCUUUAUUCACAUAUACCUCAGUUCUGUCGUCAGGAUGGGAGUCGUUUCUUGCGUGGAAAGAUUGGAAGUCAGCGGGCCUCAGAACAACUUGACCGACACUUUCGACUGCAGCGGCGGGUACGUGAGUCAGGGCAGCGUGCGCAACAGAGGAUGUGGUCUCAAUUACGAUCAGAAUGGUUAGAUUCCCACGAUUUCGGCACCGCUGGAAAUGGGCAGAACUCUCAGGCCGAGGGCAGUCAGCAAAAUAAAAGAAAAUCGAUGGAAGACGAAAAAUCGGUAACUGAACUUUCGAAGAAGUCGAUCAUCCGACCGAGUUCACCGGGCCUUGCUAGCCAACCGUGUCCGAUCUGUCAAGAGUCAUUCGAGACUCGAUUCGAUGAGGAUGAGGGUGAAUUCUACUGGACGAAUGCGAUCGAGCUGACGAGAGAGGCCGGCAAGCGAGUGGUCUAUCACGCGACUUGUCAUUACGAGACGAUUCGGAACAAAGCUCGGAUGAAGAUCAAGUCGGAACUGGAGGAGAACCGACUGAAGAGAAUCCAAAUGGAAGCCGAUCGGAAGAUUAAGAUUGAGAGUGGAAACAUAGAGCAAGCUAAUGGAGUUGAACCUGAUCAGGUGGGAGAGGUUGGUAAUACUUGUAAUAAUGAUAAUCAAUCAGUCGGCUCCACUGGUGAUGGUGAUAACUGUCUACUUCAGAUUGAUGAAACAUUUCCUACAGAGAGUUCCCACUGUUUGAAAAAACAAAGAAUUAAUUCCCCCCCUGCAAAGGCGCCUUCAUGA